GUUAUUUUCUUUGCAGUUUGGCUGUGAUGUUGAUGUUUUCUUCCUUUGUUUUUGACCCACAUUUACUAUUAGCAUCAAAUCUACAACUUUGCCUUCUCAGAACUUUCCAAGCUUAUAUAUUUGGAGCUUUGCUUCCACCCUUUUGUGCGUUGUCUUCGUUUGAAAUGUAAAACAAACCAAAAGGGCUGUCUUUGAUUGGAUUUAGUUGUCCAAUGCCACUCUCUUUCUGAAUAUUUCUCUGCAUUUUUCAUCUGGGUUUCAAGAUUUGGGUUGUCGGUUCUUCCAAGCCCACCUCAGUCACCUUGGUAAUGGUCUGACUUUUGUAGGUCUUGUCUUGGUUUCCUGACUGCACUUUGAGAUUUGGUAUCUUUGGCAUUCAAGAAAGUGAAACCAUGGAAGAGACGUUUGUACCAUUUCGCGGAAUUAAGAAUGAUCUUCAAGGGAGAAUGAUGUGUUACAAGCAAGAUUGGACUGGUGGUUUCAAGGCAGGCUUCAGGAUUUUGGCGCCCACCACUUAUAUCUUUUUUGCAUCCGCUAUUCCGGUUAUUUCAUUUGGAGAACAAUUGGAAAGAGAUACAGGUGGGGUUCUCACAGCAGUUCAAACAUUAGCAUCUACGGCUUUGUGUGGAAUUAUACACUCGAUUCUUGGGGGUCAGCCUUUGCUGAUUCUCGGAGUUGCUGAACCAACUGUGAUUAUGUACACGUUUAUGUUCAAUUUUGCCAAAAAUAGACCAGAGUUGGGAUCAAAGCUCUUUUUAGCAUGGAGUGGAUGGGUGUGCGUCUGGACUGCAGCAUUGCUGUUUAUGCUGGCUAUAUUAGGGGCUUGCUCCAUCAUAAACAGAUUCACUCGUCUUGCAGGAGAGUUAUUUGGCCUUCUCAUUGCAAUGCUCUUCAUGCAGGAAGCUAUAAAAGGACUUGUUCAUGAGUUCCGCAUACCUGAAAGAGAAAACCCAAACUCAGUUCAAUUUCAACCUUCAUGGAGAUUUGCAAAUGGGAUGUUUGCUUUGGUUCUGUCAUUUGGCCUUCUACUUACUUCAUUAAGAAGCAGAAAAGCAAGGUCUUGGCGUUAUGGAUCUGGAUGGCUACGAGGUUUCAUAGCAGAUUAUGGCGUUCCAUUGAUGGUAUUGAUCUGGUCUGCUAUUUCCUAUAUACCUGCUGGAAAUGUCCCAAAAGGAAUUCCAAGGCGCCUCUUCAGUCCAAAUCCUUGGUCACCAGGGGCAUACGAGAAUUGGACUGUCAUCAAGGACAUGCUGAAUGUGCCGGUGCUUUUUAUAUUUGGAGCUUUCAUUCCGGCAACAAUGAUUGCAGUGUUGUACUAUUUUGACCACAGUGUGGCUUCCCAACUUGCUCAGCAGAAGGAAUUCAAUUUGAGAAAACCACCUUCAUUCCAUUACGAUCUACUUCUCUUAGGGUUCAUGGUCAUAAUAUGUGGUCUCUUAGGCAUUCCUCCAUCCAAUGGUGUCAUACCACAAUCUCCAAUGCAUACAAAAAGUUUGGCCACACUGAAGCACCAGUUACUUCGCAAUCGACUUGUAGCGACAGCAAGGAGAUGUAUUAGAAACAAUGCCAGCUUGGAACAAGUAUAUGGAAGCAUGCAAGAAUCAUAUCAACAGAUGCAAACCCCACUAGCAUACCAGGAACCUUCAGCUCGGGGAUUAAAUGACUUGAAAGAUUCAACUGUUCAAAUGGCUUCAAGCAUGGGUGACAUAGAUGCCCCAGUUGAUGAGACAGUGUUUGAUGUUGAGAAGGAGAUCGAUGAUUUAUUGCCUGUUGAGGUGAAAGAGCAGCGGCUUAGCAACUUGCUUCAAGCUACAUUUGUAGGAGGAUGUGUUGCGGCCAUGCCUUUUCUUAAAAUGAUCCCAACGUCAGUACUCUGGGGUUAUUUUGCCUUUAUGGCUGUUGAGAACUUACCGGGUAACCAAUGUUGGGAGAGGAUUCUACUGCUCUUCACUGCCCCAACUAGAAGAUACAAAGUACUUGAGGAAUACCACGCCACCUUCGUCGAAACAGUACCAUUCAAGACAAUUGCAGCUUUAACUAUUUUCCAAACUGCUUACUUGCUUGUUUGCUUCGGAAUUACAUGGGUUCCUACUGCUGGGGUUCUUUUCCCAUUAAUGAUCAUGCUUCUGGUUCCCGUUAGACAGUACAUUUUGCCCAAGUUCUUCAAAGCCGCACACCUGCAGGAUUUAGAUGCCGCAGAGUAUGAAGAGGCACCUGCUUUACCAUGCAACCAGGCAACUGAGCGGGAGAUGAGUAGGACAGCGUCAUUCGCAGACGAAGGAGAGAUUUUGGAUGGGAUGAUUACUAGAAGCCGGGGCGAGAUCAGGCAUGUGUGCAGUCCUAAAGUGGCAAAUUCACCAACAGCAUCAUCCAAGGAAUUCAAAAGUAGUCUGAGCUUCUCGGACAAGGUAAUCAGUCCUCGUCUAAGCCAGCUGAGAGGCGAUCAAAGUCCUCGGGGUGUCGGAAAAGGGCCAUUUAGUCCAAGGAGCGGAGAGCCAAAAUCAUCUAACUUACGGAAGAGCGGCUGAAGCUUAGAACUCAGAUAUAAAUAGAACAAGUAUUUGCCUGCAGAUUACUGUCAAAUUACUACAAGAGUAGAAUGGCAUUUUCCCCUGCUUUUACUCGACGCAAUUUCUAAAUUUGGGAGAAGAUUUGUAAGUUGUAACGAACUCCAUUCAUAACAGUGUUAAAUAUGAAGAGAUAUUACACUUAUAUCAUUUCUAGCCAAA
This is a messenger RNA of Malus domestica (apple), 2729 nucleotides long. Its product is annotated as probable boron transporter 2. The record is from RefSeq and is a predicted model, not a curated record. Gene Ontology annotation, cellular component: plasma membrane. Gene Ontology annotation, biological process: monoatomic anion transport; monoatomic ion homeostasis; transmembrane transport. NCBI's taxonomy places the organism in Eukaryota, Viridiplantae, Streptophyta, Magnoliopsida, Rosales, Rosaceae. Gene Ontology annotation, molecular function: solute:inorganic anion antiporter activity.